UGGGGGCAGAGGGGUAGGAAGCCCUGACAUGUGGCACUGUUCCUGGGGGAUUUGGUCUUGGCAUUACCGCAAGCUGCUGGGAUUUGCAUGCUCACGGAGAUCUUGUUUCUCUGACAGAGAGUUGGGGGGGGGGGUCAGCGCCUUGGGGAAGAUGUCGCUGGGAACCCCCUGGAGUAACCUCACAGCCACGCAGAAGGCAAUGGUGGUGAUCGGGGUAACUGCUGGUGCAGUGGCUAUGUACAUCUUGUACAGGAGAUACAGGGAGAUGCAAGACGAACACUGUGUGCUGGUGGGUGACAAUCGGAUUGCCAUGGACAUGAAAGUUCCUCGCGACGCCGUCAAAGUCAUAAUUGGACGCCAAGGCUCCACGAUUAAACAGCUUCGGAAGGACACGGGAGCCCGUAUCGAGGUGGAGGACGGUGAGGAGCUGGGGGGAGGAGGAGGAGGAGGAGGUUCCGAGUUCCCGGCUGAGAGGCUGCUCACCAUCGUCGGCUCACCCGUGCAAGUGUGCCAGGCCAAGGUGGCCAUCCAUCAGCUGCUAGCCGAUAGCGCCAAGGUCAGCGAGGAGCUGUGGGUCCCUCACCGCGCCAUGGGCCGCAUCAUAGGUAACUCCCGCCCUCCUGGUCUUGCCUGUCGGCCGGUCUCCCUGACCCCAGCUCGCUUUCUCCCUCAGGCCCUGGUCAUGGCCAAGGUGGGUGAGGAGGAGGCCUUCCGCCAGAAGCUGGCCUCCUCGGCGGCCAGGAGGAGGCAGCGUAAACACCCCAUUGGCUGGCGGCUGGAGCAGGCGCAUGGAGAGGAGAGCAGCGGCUCACCGGCGAGCGAUGGAGAGUGGGCAGCAGAUACCGGAGAGAGCGAGAUGGGCCCCGCUUUCAUCGGGCAGCCUCCGCACGAGCAAGAAGCCCCUGAGAAAGACAGCCUGGGGCAAAACAACACGGGCCCAAUCUCCAAAUUCGAGGGAUUCGAACUCGGAUCCCCAGAACAUUUUCCGGGUCUCUGGAUUAACAGCCCAGCAAUAAUACCACUUAGACCAUCGCCUCCCAACAUGGGUCUUCACUGCCAAUGCAGUAGACGGGCCGAAAGGCCUGUUUCUGUCCUGCCCUGCCAAUGCGAUGAUGUAAGAGGGAGGCAUUUGGCCUGUUGCCCCAGUGUUGUUGCGUCAAUCGAGCUGUCCUGGUCUGAACUGCUCCGCCUAGCUCUCUCUCUCGCCAGAAUCCUGCACAGUUUCCCUCCCUCUUCCCCCUGGAGUCCCUCUCUGCUGCAUUCCGUGUUUCAAAUGCUGAUUUCCUUUACCCCCCCCCAACUUUUCUCUUUUGUAACAUUCCCCAGCCCCGAUUUUGGCUUCCCGGCCGAUGAGCACCUGGAGGUGUAUGUCUCCGCUUCGGAGAACCCGAGUCACUUCUGGAUCCAGAUCCUGGGCUCCCGGUGCCUCCAGCUCGAUAACCUCACCUACGAGAUGUCUCGGUAUUACAGCAGCCUUCCCGGGACGGAGGAGUUUUCCCCGAAGCCUGGUGACAUUGUGGCAGCCCCGUUCGCAGGCGACAGCUCCUGGUACCGGGCGCGGGUGCUGGGCUUCCUGGCGAGCGGUAAUGCCGACCUCUACUACGUGGACUACGGGGACAACGGCGAGAUUCCCAUUGGGAAGCUGCAGCUCCUCAGGAGUGAUUUCUUGAGCCUCCCAUUCCAGGCUGUGGAAUGUUGCCUUGAUGGAAUUCAGCCCGUUCGGAGCGAGUGGACCAACGAGGCGAUGAACUGCUUCGACGCGCUGACCUCCUGUGCCAGCUGGAAGAUCCUCCUCGCCAGGAUCUGCAGCUAUUCGCAGAGCGGGGGCGUCACGCGGCCUCAGGUGAAGCUCUUCGAUCGCACCGGGGACGAGAACCUGGACGUCGGGGAGGAGCUGAUUCGACUGGGACAUGCCACCCGGUGCCCUCGAGCUGCCGGAACCGCGGCCGGGAGCGGGCCUGCCACCGUCUCCCUCCAGACACUUCUGGUGAGAGAUGAAUCUCCUGGAGGAUGGAUAUCGGCAGCUGCUGGGAAUUACUGGAGUGCGCGGUUCAGAGCGGGGCGACAUUGGGAGGCUCAUUCUUGUGUUUGUUUGAAAAGCCUUAAACCAAAGUGGUUUCUGCAGGAGGAAUGUCGAGGCUGGUCACUCGGGAAGAAAAAGAGACCUCAGCUGGUGGUAAAGGAUCCAGGAAGAAAGCCUAGCAAUAACAGCUUGAGUGACCGAGUUGCUGGGAAAGCUCGGGUCCGGCAGCAUCCGCGGAGAGAAAUCAGCGAGAGCAGCCUCUGCCAGGGGCAGUUUCCAAUCAGGCGGAAGCCGCGGGCAGCCCCAGGGCGCCGGGGUCCUCCCGCGCUGCCGGUCGCGGCGUUGCCCCGGAGACGGAAAAGGCGGGGCCAUUAG
Messenger RNA from Rhincodon typus (whale shark), 2398 nucleotides. It is a transcript of the gene tdrkh, whose product is annotated as tudor and KH domain containing. NCBI's taxonomy places the organism in Eukaryota, Metazoa, Chordata, Chondrichthyes, Orectolobiformes, Rhincodontidae. Gene Ontology annotation, molecular function: RNA binding. The transcript is spliced from 13 exons. Bases 29 to 2398 code for a protein of 789 amino acids. Gene Ontology annotation, biological process: spermatogenesis. The record is from RefSeq and is a predicted model, not a curated record.